This is a messenger RNA of Closterium sp. NIES-67, 1713 nucleotides long. Lineage: Eukaryota; Viridiplantae; Streptophyta; Zygnematophyceae; Desmidiales; Closteriaceae. The record is from the annotation of a GenBank genome assembly.
ACCUUCCACCAUUCUCCCCUUGUGUCGCUCCCCAUAUCGUCAUCGCUGGCCCUAUAAUGGAUCCAACCCCCCUUGGUAUACUCAUCACUUCACUCCUUUCCUUAUCUUGAGGCGUUUCUCCCAGAUCACGACUCGAAAGCUCAGAGUGACUCUUUCUCUUUCGUCUCGCUGGCAGGCCGUCAAGCCACUCCAUGAUGGCGUUCCCCGCCCCACCCUCGUCCGCCGGGACCUCGUCGCGAGUGUCGCUGUUCACAGCGGAUUCGCAGCUCCGCCUUCGCCCAUCCGUCGCCGUUGCCGCCGCUCCCGCCGCGAUCGGCGCUGGAUCUGUGCGGCUCCGCUGCACGUGCGAAUCACACCCAACUUCGUCGGACUACAGCGGUCCGACCAACGGGGCUUCGGUCCCGGGUUUUCAGGAACGUGCGCGGCCGUUGAACAACGUGGCAUAUCCUCUUUUCGGCUCCUCCAGCCAAUCAAAUAAGUCCACAUCAGCUGCGACAUCGUCUGGCACUGAUUUCGUCGCCGAGCACCCUGAUGCCGUUUCAUGCGACGAUGACGACGCAUUUCAACGCGUCGUUUCCAAUCAACUCGUCGCACGCGUGCGACGGUACGGCCCGUCGUUCCUCGUGGGCACGUGCGUCACACUCAGCCUAGCCUUCGGCUUCCCGCGAGCCGCGCAAGCCAAAGCCGGCAAGAACCUCGCGCCGCCCCCCACGCCGAUCGUGGGCCGGCAGACCCCCGACGGGGGCAAGGCCGGUGGGAAAGCGGAGGCGGGGAAGGCGGAGGUGGCGGAGAGCGCGCGCGACCAGGCGGCGGAGCAGGAGCGCGCGAUCAAGAUGCUGGAGGACUUCCUGGCGAAGCACCCCAAGGACGUGACGGCGCUGCGCAUGCUGCUCCGCGUGCGCAUGAAAUCCGCGGACUUCGCGGGGGGCAUCAAGAUCCUCAACCAACUCAUCGAGAUAGAGCCGGACGACAUGGAGUGGAAGUACAUCCGCGCGCAGGCGCAGGAGUUUGUGGGUGACCUGCAGGCGGCGCGCAAGGGCUUCCAGGACAUCCUCGAAGUCGACCCCUUCUCCGCGCGCGCGCUGCAGGGCCUGGCGACGGUGAUGAGGAGGAGCGGCGAGGACAGUCUGGUGCUGGGGAUGGUGGAGGAGGCGGUGGGAAAGGCGGGACAGGCGGGCAAGCAGCAGGAGGCCACCAACCUCAAGAUGCUGCUGGGGCAGCUGCACGCGCUGCAGGGCAACGUGGAGGCGGCCAUAGCGCAGUAUGACGCCAUCAGCAGCAGCGACCCGAGCGACUUCCGGCCGUACCUGUGCAAGGGGCUGGUGUACAGCCUGAUGGGCGACAGCAAGCAGGCCGACGUGCACUUCAGGGAGUUCCGGCGCCGCUGCCCCAAGAACUACGCCUCCUACCUCGACAACAUGCUCGUGAAAUCGACCGUGGAGGCGAGACGGCAGGAGAGGGAGAAGCGGCAGCAGGUGGAGGCGGAGGCGAAGGGGCGGACAGCUGUGCCUAUGAGGCAGCCAACAGCAGGCAGUGGGUUCAUGGGGUAAUGCUGUUAGUGAAUUGCAAGACAAGGGUACAGUGGCGGGUUUGGCUUGUGUUUACGCGGCUUGCAUAUAGUGCUGGGGUCAUGUUUGACCAGAUGUCUACAUGUUGAUUAGUUAGCUUCACCAAUAAAUUGUUACAAAUGACAUAUAAAGCCUUAUUGUGGUG